AUGCCUAUCGAGAUCGCGCCAUUCCAGGAGAUGCUAACACGAUUCUAUGAUGCUUUAGUCUCUACCAUGUUCAAUAAGCUGUCGGGACAGCCAGAGAGUUAUGAGAAGAAAGCACUCUACAAAUUUGGAAGGACACUGGGUGCUGGCACAUAUGGUAUCGUCCGGGAAGCCGAGUGCGGCUCGGGAAAGGUCGCCAUCAAGAUCAUCUUGAAGAAGAAUGUUCGCGGGAACGAACGCAUGGUGUACGACGAGCUGGAAAUGCUGCAGGCCCUGGAUCACCCCCACAUCGUCCACUUCGUGGACUGGUUCGAGUCGAAGGACAAAUUCUACAUUGUCACCCAGUUAGCCACCGGUGGUGAGCUGUUCGAUCGGAUCUGCGAGUACGGCAAAUUCACCGAGAAAGAUGCCUCCCAGACCAUCCGCCAGGUGCUGGAUGCCGUCAACUAUCUCCACGAACGGAAUAUUGUCCAUCGAGACUUGAAACCCGAGAAUCUCCUCUAUCUCACCCGUGAUCCUCAAUCCCCCUUGGUGUUGGCCGAUUUUGGCAUUGCGAAGAUGCUGGAGAACCCCGGCGAAGUCCUCACCACGGUGGCUGGGUCGUUCGGUUACGCGGCGCCCGAGGUUAUGCUCAAGCAAGGUCACGGCAAGGCCGUCGACAUGUGGUCGCUCGGUGUCAUCACCUACACCCUCCUCUGUGGCUACUCGCCAUUCCGAUCGGAGACUCUGUCCGAUCUGAUCGAAGAAUGCCGUUCAGGACGCAUCGUCUUCCACGAGCGCUACUGGCGCGACGUCUCCAAGGACGCUAAGGACUUCAUCCUCAGCCUGCUCCAACCCGAUCCCGCCAAACGCGUCACGUCAGAGGAGGCCCUCAAGCACCCCUGGCUGACCGGUGAGUCCGCCAGCGACCGUGACUUGCUGCCUGAGAUCCGCGCCUAUAUUGCCCGGUCCCGCCUCCGCCGAGGAAUCGAGAUCAUCAAGCUGGCGAACCGCAUCGAAGCACUCAAGAUGCAGGAGGAGGAUGAGGACGAUAUUCCCAGCCCCGCUGAUAUGGCCGCGUCUGCCGAAGCAUCGAGCAAGACCUCCGAGACAUCUGCUUUCCCUCCUCUGGAGGGUACCGAGGCAAAUGGCACCACUUCUCCUGCGUCAGCUGCCGAUGGUGCAGCUGGUGGGACCAAGAAGCGGAGUCUGAGCAAGAUCGCGCGCGGUGCCAUCUUCCGGGAAGUCGUUCUGGCCAAGGUCCGAGAAGCCAAGGAGACCGAAGAGCGGGAGCGAGUUGAACGGGAAGCCCGAGAACGCACUACCCAUGCUUCAUGA
This is a messenger RNA of Aspergillus clavatus NRRL 1, 1314 nucleotides long. RefSeq names its product serine/threonine-protein kinase. Gene Ontology annotation, biological process: protein phosphorylation; cellular response to oxidative stress. Lineage: Eukaryota; Fungi; Ascomycota; Eurotiomycetes; Eurotiales; Aspergillaceae. The transcript is spliced from 4 exons. The record is from RefSeq and is a predicted model, not a curated record. Gene Ontology annotation, molecular function: ATP binding; calcium/calmodulin-dependent protein kinase activity. The coding region runs from base 1 to 1314 and encodes 437 amino acids.